Sinocyclocheilus anshuiensis is the source of this 813-nucleotide messenger RNA. RefSeq names its product scavenger receptor cysteine-rich type 1 protein M130-like. The record is from RefSeq and is a predicted model, not a curated record. Gene Ontology annotation, cellular component: membrane. Lineage: Eukaryota; Metazoa; Chordata; Actinopteri; Cypriniformes; Cyprinidae. The transcript is spliced from 4 exons. The coding region runs from base 1 to 813 and encodes 270 amino acids.
AUGAAGAUGCAGGUGUCGUCUGCUCACAAGCAGCAGACAAGGUUGGUCAGUGGGUCUGAUUCAUGUUGUGGGAGAGUGGAGAUCCGUUAUAAUGGCCAGUGGGGAACCGUGUGUGAUGAUAACUGGGACAUGAAUGAUGCUGCUGUGGUGUGCAGAGAGUCACAGUGUGGAUCAGCCAUCAGUGCACCUCAUGGAGCCGCCUUUAGUCGAGGCAGUGGAUCGAUCUGGCUGGAUGAUGUUGAAUGCUCAGGAAGUGAAGGAGCCCUCACACAAUGUUCACACAGUGGACUAGGAAAACAUGACUGUAAACAUGGUGAAGAUGCUGGUGUUGUUUGUUCAGGUGAGCUGCAGAUGCCGACUCUUUCCCUGACCUCCACACAUGCAGCUGUUUCUCCUGGAGAACAUAUCCAGUUCAGUUGCACAACACCUAAACCAAGAUGCAAUGCUAAUGCUAAAUUCCAGCUCUUCAUGAACGGAUCAUCUAUAUCCUCCCAGACACAUGUAUCUAGUGUGACUUUCAACCUUGUUAAUGUAGACAUCUCACAUCAGGGCAGCUACAGCUGUCGUUACUCCUACCAAAACAACACUGUCAAGUCACCUUUGAGCAACACUGUUAUCAUCACUGUGGUGAACUUGCAGCAGCCCAGUAUUUCCCACAGUGCUCCUGAUGGAUGGUUUGACGUGGGGCCUCAGGGGCCAGUGAUCACCAGGGGCCACAAUUUCACUAUCAUCUGUUCAACUCAAUCUCAGUAUCCUGGCGGAUCUUUUCACCUGUUCAGAGGAUCAAACAUCACCAGGACAUCCUCCUGCUGA